AUGGCUUGCACAGCCAUCCCGCAGCCGCGGGUCCCAGAGCAGCCCCAGCCCAUCUCUGCAAGAGCCACACCCGGCUCCGCCAAGGCCACGGGCCCCACAGGGGGGCACUGGAGCUCCUCGGAUGGCGACUUGGAGUGCUUGGUGUGCCGGGAUCCCUACAGCUGUACCCGGCCGGCCAAGCUGCUGGGCUGCCAGCACUCCUUCUGUGCCGUCUGCCUCAAGCUCCUGCUGUGCGUCCAGGACAACACCUGGUCCGUCACCUGCCCCUUGUGCCGCCAGGCCACCUCUGUCCCCGGGGGCCUCAUCUGCAGCCUGCGCGACCAGGAGGCCGUGGUGGGGCGACUGGGCCGGCCGUGGCCGGAGGUGCGGCUCUGUCCGCAGAGACUGGCAGAUUCCGCUCCCUCGGCGGCAGGGCACCCCGGCGUUGCGGGAGAGGAUGCGCAGGAGGAGGCGAACGCCAACCGUGUGGCCGCACGGCGCCUGGCCGUGCACUUGCUCCUGCUGGUCUUGCUCAUUGUCCUCAUUCUGCCCUUUGUCUACCCGGGCGUCAUCCGGUGGGUGCUCACCUCGGUGAUCGCCUUGGCCCUGCUAAUGUCCUCGGUCUUCUGCUGUCACGCCAGCAGCCAGGGCAGCUGCUGUCCCUCCCCCGGGACUGUUUUCUGCCGAAGACGGAAACACAGUGAGAUCUCUUCCAUCGCCUGA
Neogale vison (American mink) is the source of this 702-nucleotide messenger RNA. RefSeq names its product ring finger protein 186 (gene RNF186). Gene Ontology annotation, cellular component: endoplasmic reticulum membrane. The coding region runs from base 1 to 702 and encodes 233 amino acids. The transcript has a single exon. Lineage: Eukaryota; Metazoa; Chordata; Mammalia; Carnivora; Mustelidae. Gene Ontology annotation, molecular function: ubiquitin protein ligase activity. The record is from RefSeq and is a predicted model, not a curated record. Gene Ontology annotation, biological process: proteasome-mediated ubiquitin-dependent protein catabolic process; protein K29-linked ubiquitination; protein K63-linked ubiquitination.